Molecule: messenger RNA, 2902 nt
Organism: Esox lucius (northern pike)
Lineage: Eukaryota; Metazoa; Chordata; Actinopteri; Esociformes; Esocidae
Gene: fam20cl
Product: family with sequence similarity 20 member C, like
Exons: 11
Coding region: 69-1775 (568 amino acids)
Biological process (GO): protein phosphorylation
Cellular component (GO): Golgi apparatus
Molecular function (GO): phosphotransferase activity, alcohol group as acceptor
Source: RefSeq, a predicted model, not a curated record
GGGUGUAACUUGUAAGGAUUAAAAGGUGCGUGACGUGGGAGGGAAGAACUAAGGCAGGAGAACAGAGGAUGAUGAGGUGGUAUUCGCGUCGUUUCUCCCGGACAGUUUGUCUUUGGCUGGCCUUCAUCUCCGUCACUCUCCACCUCCUCCUGGUUGCCCUUUCUCCGUUUGUCUACCAGAGCUCCUGCAAGCCCCCCACCUCUCGCCAGACACACCCCUACACCCUCCGAGCCCUGGCAUACACUAAUGACACCUCUACCGGAUCAGACAGCCAUGCCAGCCAUGCCAACCAAGCCAAGAUGCCUCCGGAUGCUAGAAAAGUGGACCCUUCCAAAAUGGACACCACCAGGCAUCACAAAAUAACCAAAAUGGAUGCUACCAAAAUGUCAACUGAGAUAGGUAAUGGACCUUCCAGCCCAGUAAACAUGGGUGACAGGAUAGGGCGGUCUGGCUCGAUGGGGUCUGGGUUGUCGAAGUUAGAUGCUCUUUUCAGCCAUCCACUCUACGACGUCCCCACUCUGCCCAUCCCCGAAGAGGAUUGGCUGAUGAGGAUAAAGCCAAAAGUAACAAGCGGGAGGAGCACACAGAUGUGGGUGAGUGACCCUGAAAUCGACUAUGAUCCGGCCCACUGGAACAGUACCAGUGACAGCCAACCGCCCUGGCUGCGAUUCCACCUUGGCAUCUCCCGUAGGCAGCUGUACCCCCACCGAGACCCCAACAUGCCAUCUCUCAUCCAGCAGCUCAGUAAACACCGCAUCGUCAGUGCAGUGCAGAAGUCCGGAGGGACGCAGCUCAAGCUGGUGAUGUCAUUUCCUAACUACGGGCAGGCCAUGCUCAAACCAAUGAAACAGGAGCGAGAUGAGGAGAGCAACUUCAAUCUAUACUACUUCUCUGACUUUGAGAGGCACAACGCCGAGAUUGCUGCCUUUCACCUGGACAGGGUCUUAGGAUACAGACGGAUUCCCCCGGCCGUUGGGAGACUGGUUGACGUGGUUAAGGAGAUCAAAGACAUCACCACCGACCACAGACUGGCAAAGACCUUCUUCACCUCCCCUGUGGGCAAUGUGUGUUUCUACGGCCAGUGUUCCUACUACUGCAGUACGGAGCACGCAGUGUGUGGUCGACCCCACGAACUAGAGGCCUCCCUGGCCGUGAUGCUGCCUGACCCCUCCCUGGCCAAGCGCCACAGCUGGAGGUCACCAUGGAGACGCUCCUACAGCCGCAGCAAAGUGGCAGCAUGGGAGACAGACUCACAGUACUGUGACACAGUGAAGAAGACCGCACCGUACGACAAGGGGACCAGACUGGUGGACCUGAUUGACCUGACGAUAUUAGACUUCCUUAUGGGCAACAUGGACCGACAUCACUAUGAAACCUUUGAGAAGUUUGGCAACAACACGUUUCUUCUGCACUUAGACAACGGGAGGGCGUUUGGACGCCAUUCUAAAGAUGAACCGUCCAUCCUGGCGCCCCUGGAGCAGUGCUGCAGGAUCCGUCGCUCCACACUCUCGCGUCUCCGUCUGCUCUCCUUGCCACAGUAUCGUCUCAGUGAUGUCAUGAGGGAAUCUCUUUCCCAUGAUCCUCUGUUCUCCGUGGCCCCUCUCCUCUCCGAGCCGCAUCUGCUCGCCCUGGACCGCCGGCUAAAUGUCGUGCUCCAAACCGUGCGUGAUUGCCAGAGAAGGCAGCGUAGUCGCCGUGGGGAAGGAAGUGAUGUAAUCUAUGAUGACAUCAAUGAUUAUAAGAAAUCCGUCACACCUGUCACACCUGCAGGGUAGGGUGGCCUCACCUCCUUUAAUUAACAAAGAUUUAACUGUGGAAAUGACAUCACCACACAUCGUCAUGGCGAUUUGAAUUUGUUUGGGACGUCAUCAGAUCAGCAGCCCACAUGAGUGAUAAAAUGACAUUUGGAGACAUUUUAGCACCAAUUUGCCUUCUGACUGUUAGCAAGAGGAUUUGUGUAUUGAUUGUGUAGCUCCAUUAGAAUCAGCUACUCUUCCUGGGGUCCAUACAAAGCAACACAUACAAUAGACAAUACAUCUGUAAUUCUCACAAUAGUAUUUCUUAUAUAAACUAGAAGAAAAGCAGUCAUGAAAGGGGAUCCCAGACUACAGAUCCUGUUUCAGAUGCAACCACUUGUCUUGUCCAGUCCAGACACACAGAGAUGUUAUGUGAUGUUUAAAUUACUGUCUUCAUUGAUCAUAUGACCGAUGGAAAAUAGUAGAUUAUACUGUGUAAUUUAAACCAUGGACCCUAUUCAGUAAAGCCAAGACCAGUUUUAGGAUAUACAUUAAUCUGAUAAUCAUAGUUGUUUUCUUGGAGAAACUAGGGUCUGAAUCCAAAUGGUGCUGUAGAAGACCCGUGCCACAGGAGUUAAAAAUAAAUAGGGAAUAUCUCUGAUUGGUGGACAAUGCUCUGUCUGAAAUGGCCUCGACAGCUUCAUUACCUCAUAACGUGAAUAUUCAGUGGAAGGAAUUUGAUCCAAAUCCAGACAUGAAAUACUACAUCAUGGAUACUUAUCAGAAAGCACUGUAUUGUCCAGAAGAGGUCGUCCACAGUCUCCAUUUCUGUUUGUUAGGGUUAUAGAAAUACUGACUAAUGAAAUCAGAUCAAAUAUUUAUAUCCAGACGUUACAUAUCGAGGGCUAAACAAUAAAUGUAUACUGAGGAUCAUAACUGCCAUUGUUCAUUUCAUUUGACACAAACUAUUUUAAAGUCAUAGCAUAUCUUACUGAAUCUCAGCCAAACAACUACAUUUCUAUUGGACAAACACAUAGUUUACUCUUCCUGAUGGCCCAGCAGACAACCCCCAGCUUUGAGAAAACCUAUUCACUUUAACCCUGUAAUGUCAUGACUUGAUCACCGGGUGGCAGCACUGGGACAGUUGAAUUUUACAGCCGUAUACU